GACUCAGCAGAUGCACAAAACCGGCGGUCACCGUCAUCGCGCAGCCAAGGACGCAAGCUAACAUGUCUAGUUCUCUGCAAGACAAAACCAAAACAACGCAUCACCUCGCCUUAUUUUUUCAUCCUUUUUUUUUCUUCAGACCCCCGAUCGCCCAGCGAGGCCAGAGCAUUUCAGACAGAAAUAUCCCUGCCUCUUCUCCCGUCAGACGUGGCCCCUCUCUCACUCUUUUUGGAACACCCCUUUCACCCCCUGACGUCAGUCUCUACUGCGCCGGACUUAUCUCUCUAGCAGACGAGCUAUCGAACACCCCGUAUGCGCCGAUCGGAGGGGCAGAACCACUGGUGAGCAGAUCAGGGCGCGCAUAGCGCCAAUAUAGUCGCAAGAUGUCUGCCACAGCAAUGGCCGCGACAGCUGUGGCAGCUUUUCCAGAUUUCGCGGUAGCAGGAACGAGCGAUGCGACAAUCUCCGGAGGAAACCAUGGGGCAUUCCAGCAGAAGCCGUGGGAUAGACAAACCAGGGUCCAUCUAUAUACACAGUUUGUCAUGUCUAGUCUGCUGGGCGUGGGCGCGUUCAUCACGUUCUGUAUCCUACGACCGAGAUGGAGUAAACUAUAUGCCGCGCGUAGAAGGCAGCGCAAUGCGGCUUCAAGACUGCCCGAUUUGCCAAAAAGUUUCUUUGGAUGGAUACCUGUCGUUUGGAGGAUUACGGACGAGGAAGUCCUAGAAUCAGCGGGCAUGGAUGCGUACGUGAUGCUGUCAUUCUUCAAGUUUGCGCUCCGGUUCCUGGUGGUUACCUUCUUCUUCGGUGUAACCAUCAUCCUUCCUAUACACUACAAAUAUACUGGGAAGCAUGGAAUCCCUGGAUGGGAUGAUCCAGGCGACAAUAUAAAUCGGACCCAUGUCGACACGGUGUGGACGCCGUCACUCGAGGACAAGAUUGAAACCAAUCCUGGUUACCUCUGGCUCUAUGUCGUGUUCACAUACGUCUUCAGCGGUUUGGCCGUCUAUUUCCUGAUCCAGGAGACGAACAAGAUCAUCACGACUAGGCAGAGAUACCUGGGUAAUCAGACUAGUACGACGGACCGUACAAUACGCCUCUCCGGCGUUCCCCCGGAGAUGAGGACGGAAGAGAAGAUCAAAGACUUUAUCCAUGGCCUGCAGAUCGGCAGGGUGGAGAGCGUCACCUUGUGUCACAAUUGGGAGAGACUGGACAUGCUGAUGGAGGAGCGUCUGGAUAUGAUAAAGAAACUGGAGCACGUUUGGAUUGAAUACAUUGGGUAUCAGAAAACGAAAAGAGUCAACGACACGCUUCCCCUAGUGCGGACACAUCAACGCGGAGCAAGUGUCGUCUCUGAGGACGGCACUGAGAGCUCACAUCUGCUUUCCGAAGAAGGGAAUGGUCACCCUCAAGGUCCCAAUACGUCCAGAAAGCGCCCGACCAAGCGAAUCUGGUACGGGCCGUUCAAGCUGCGGAGCCGGAAAGUCGAUGCUAUCGACUACUACGAAGAGAAGCUGCGCAGGCUCGACGAGAAGAUCCUGACCGCGCGACAGACGGAAUAUCCUCCCACCGCUAUUGCUUUCGUUACAAUGGAGUCACUUGCGGCCGCCCAGAUGGUUGUUCAGGCUAUCCUUGACCCUCAUCCCAUGCAGCUACUCGCUACCCUUGCCCCAGCUCCUGCUGAUGUUCUGUGGAAAAACACAUAUGUGCCGCGUCAGAGACGAAUGUUCCAGUCGUGGUCAAUCACCAUUUCAAUCGCGUUCUUGACCGUCUUUUGGUCUGUUCUUCUGCUGCCCGUCGCGUAUCUGUUGGAGCUCGAGACUCUCCACAAGAUCUUUCCUUCACUUGCAGAUAUGCUCGCAAGACAUUCCAUCCUCAAAUCAUUCGUCCAAACCACGCUUCCCACCUUGGCUAUCUCUCUGCUGACGGUUGCGGUUCCUUAUGUUUAUGAGUGGCUGUCCGGUCAUCAGGGAAUGAUGUCUCGGGGAGAAAUUGAGCUGUCUCUGCUGUCGAAGAACUUUUUCUUUUCGUUCUUCAAUCUCUUUUUGGUCUUUACAGUAUUCGGCACAGCAAGUACAUUCUACGGUUUCUGGAAGAAUAUACGGGAUGCGUUCAAGGAUGCUACUACCAUUGCCUUUGCGCUUGCCACGUCGCUCGAAUCAUUCACUCGUUUCUACAUGAACUUGAUCAUCCUGCAAGGCCUGGGUCUGUUUCCCUUCAAACUGUUGGAGCUCGGAAGUGUCAUCAUGUACCCGAUCAGACUCCUUCGUGCAACGACGCCGCGCGAUUUCGCUGAGAUGACGAGGCCGCCAGUGUUUAGCUAUGGGUUUUCCAUUCCGCAAACCAUUUUUGUCUUCAUCAUCUGCAUCGUCUACAGUGUGUUCCCCAGCUCGUGGAUGAUUUCUCUGGGUGGCUUGGUUUACUUUGGACUGGGCCACUUCAUCUACAAAUAUCAGCUCCUCUACGCGAUGGACCACCAGCAGCAUUCGACGGGACGAGCAUGGCCCAUCAUCUGCAGUCGGGUGUUCCUCGGACUGAUUGUCUUCCAAUUGGCAAUGAUCGGAGUCCUUGCCCUUCGCAAGGCAAUCACCCGCUCCGUUCUCCUGCUUCCCCUCCUUGCCGUGACUGUCUGGUUCACGUACUUCUUCUGGCAUACCUACGAGCCUCUAAUGAAGUUCAUCGCCCUGAGAAGCAUCGACCGAAGCCUUCUUGCUGCAGACGAAACCUCACCUUCACCCUCAUCGGUCAUGUCGCCGCCGUCAGGACUCGACCGCGAUCUACUCCCCAUUCGAAUCGGCGGUCACGAUAUUGGAUUGAAGCUGAAGAAAUACGUCAACCCUAGCCUGAUUCUUCCACUCGACGGGCCCUGGGUUCCAGGACGCGACAAUACCAGCGCUCUGGAUGAAAGCUACUUUAGCCAUGCACACAGCGCUGUCAGCAAUGGUGUAUGAGCGGAAGAUCCAUUCCCAUGUUCCAGCGCGCGCUUACCAUAUCCACCCGCCAUAUUAUCGACAAUAACGACUUGUACCUUUUGUUUAUUUUUUAUUUUUCAUUAGAAGCAUUCAUUUCCUUGUGUCCUUCGCUUCCGAAUUGUAUGUUUUGUCUGACCUUUGGUUUAUGUUCUGCGCUCUGCAAUUGUCCACUUUGACUUGACCUAAUGAGAUGAUAUACGCCCACGAUACCACCUCGCGAUGUCCAUUCUUGUCUUGUAUGUAUGUACCAUGAUAUCUGAUGUUCGUAUAUAUCGCGGGAUAGUUCAUAUCCCUUUCCUUUUAGCGUCAAUGAUUCAAUUCUCAUCUUGUACUAAAAAAGAACCAAUCAAGUUGUGCAAUCGUGUUUGUCAGUAACCCGUAACUAGUUCUUUUCCAUACUUUACUACUAUACUAGUCUCUGGUGGAAUCUACGUAAAUUAAAC
Messenger RNA from Paecilomyces variotii, 3412 nucleotides. RefSeq names its product putative DUF221 domain protein. The transcript is spliced from 4 exons. Gene Ontology annotation, cellular component: plasma membrane. Lineage: Eukaryota; Fungi; Ascomycota; Eurotiomycetes; Eurotiales; Thermoascaceae. The coding region runs from base 384 to 2948 and encodes 854 amino acids. Gene Ontology annotation, molecular function: calcium-activated cation channel activity. The record is from RefSeq and is a predicted model, not a curated record.